This is a messenger RNA of Cheilinus undulatus (humphead wrasse), 3866 nucleotides long. Its product is annotated as zinc-binding protein A33-like. The coding region runs from base 254 to 1666 and encodes 470 amino acids. Gene Ontology annotation, biological process: protein ubiquitination. The record is from RefSeq and is a predicted model, not a curated record. Lineage: Eukaryota; Metazoa; Chordata; Actinopteri; Labriformes; Labridae. Gene Ontology annotation, molecular function: zinc ion binding; ubiquitin-protein transferase activity; protein binding. The transcript has a single exon.
AGUUCGUGAGACGAAGGAAGACUGACAACAAAAACAACCAAAAAAAAACAAAAAAAACAAUAAACAUCAACUGAGAGAGGACUUUUGAAGAAGACGACACUGGAUUUACCAGCAUAUCAAACACUUCCUUUUCCACCUGCUGCUGACUGCACAAAACAACCAAGGGAGCGACAUCUGAAAGUAACUUUCACAGAACUUUAUAGGCCUGCCUUUCUUGUCUGCUUGCUGUGUUUAAUCUCUACUCUGAGAAAAAAUGUCUUUAAGGUCAGAAGAGGAUUUCCUCUGUCCAAUCUGCCAUGAGAUCUUCGAAGAUCCUGUAGUUCUGUCAUGCAGUCACAGCUUCUGUAAAGGCUGUCUGCAGAGAUGGUGGAAGAGUAAACAAUCCCGUGAGUGUCCGUGUUGUAUGAGAAGAUCCUCAAAGAGUGAUCCACCUCGUAACCUGGCAUUACGGAACCUGUGCGAGGCCUUUGUGCAAGACAGAGAUCAGAAAUCUUCAAGAGAGUCUGAAGCUCUCUGCAGUCUGCACUCUGAGAAACUCAAACUCUUCUGCCUUGACCAUCUGCAGCCGGUGUGUGUCGUCUGUCGAGAUUCAAAGAUACACAACAACCACAAAUUCAGACCAAUUGAUGAAGCUGUUGGAGAACAAAAGGCAGAGCUUCAGAAAAUCCUGAAGCCUAUAAAAGAAAAAAUUGAGCUCUUCAAAGAAGUUAAAGAAAAACAUGAUCAAACAGCUGAAUACAUUAAGGUCCAGGCACAAAAUACAGAGAGACGCAUUAAGGAGCAGUUUGAUAAGCUUCACCAGUUUCUACAAAAGCAAGAGGAGGCCAGGAUCUCUGCUCUGAGGGAGGAAGAGGAGCAGAAAAGUCAGAAAAUGAAGGAGAAGAUUGAGGCACUGAAAAGAGAGAUAGCAAGUCUGACAGACACAAUCAGGGCCACAGAGAAGAAGAUGAUAGCUGACAAUGUCUCAUUCCUGCAGAACUUCAAGACUACAUUGGAAAGAAUCCAGCAGCGCACCCUGCUGAAUGAUCCAGCCGUGGUCUCUGGAGCUCUGAUAGAUGAGGCCAAACACCUGGGCAAUCUGAGCUUCAAAAUCUGGAGCAACAUGAAGGAGAUCAUCUCCUACACUCCUGUGAUUCUGGAUCCAAAUACAGCUGAUCCAGAGCUUGUCCUGUCUGAUGAUCUGACCAGUGUGAGAUCAGGAGAGCCACAACAGCUUCCUAAGAACCAUGAGAGGACCAAAUUCUCCUGCUCGGUCCUCGGCUCUGAAGGCUUUGACUCAGGGACUCACUGCUGGGAGGUUGUUGUUGGAGCCAACAAGGACUGGGAACUAGGCAUUUUGGGACAGAACAUCCAGAAGAGUGGACAACCACAGUCAAGUUUGUGGAGAAUCAUGUUCUCCAAUGGUAAAUUUACUGCUUUCUCCACAACGUCAAGUUCAGAGAAGAAUCUUACAGUGAAGAAGCAGCUUCACAGGAUCAGAGUUCAGCUGGACUUUGAUGGAGGGGAACUGUUGUUCUCUGAUGGGGAUACUAACACACCCAUACACACCUUCACUGACAUCUUCACCAACACCCUGUACCCAUACAUUUACACUGAGAACCAUCUCCCAUUGGAGAUUUUAUCUUUAAAGCUCUCAAUGAUGAUUGAAAAGCUAAAUCAGAUUUGAUUACAAAAGAACUGGCUAAAAUGAUCAUUUAGCAACUUGAGACUACACUGUCUUGGUUACAGGUUUCUGUCCCUCUUUACCAGGCAUCUGUAAUCAAGAUUUCUUUUUCAAAUAGAUAGCUGGGUGCACAGUUGUCAACAUACCUACAAUAUUUUUUUCUGUAAUGACAGAUUAAAUUGUUUAUUUCAUAAAAGAAUGCCUGCCAACAUUUAGAUUUAAAAAUACAGGAGGGUUAGGGGUAGUGCUGCAUGAUCAAGUGUGUGACUGAAAGUGUCAUGCAUCUACUUGUGUUGUUCUCAGGGAAAAUGCAGAGAAUAAUCAUAGUUUUUAAAGCGUGUGUAUCUUAUAUACAAAUAUCAAGUUGCAUUUAACUCUAGGUUAGAUUACUGUAGUUCUCUUUUACCAGGCUGUCCUAGUAAGUCCCUAAAGACCCUUCAGCUGGUCUAAAAUGCCGCAGCACAUGUACUGACCAGAACCUGGAAAAGAGAUCAUUUUACUCCUGUCUUAUCUUCUCUGCAUUGGCACCCUGUAAAUCUGGAAUAAAACAGAAUUUAAAAUUCCUCUUCUCACAAAGUUCUUCAAGGUCAGGCUAUCUUAAAGAGCUCAUAGUGCCGUAAUAUCCCCCUAGACCACUGCGCUCCCAAAAUGUUGGCCUGCUCAUGGUACCUUUUUUCAAAAUUAAUAAUUUUUAAGAGGCCAUAACAGUCUCUAAAAGUAGUUUUGGAGGUAUAUCCUUCAGUUAUCAGGCUUGUCCCCUCUGGAAUCAUCUACCUGUCAGGGUCUAAGAGGCAGACACUCUCUCUACCUUUAAGAGUAGGCUUAAAACUUUCCGCUUUGAUAAAGUUUACAGUUAGGACUGGCUCAGGCCUGGACCAGCCCUUAGUUAGUCAGUUAUGUUCUGUCACUGCUGUGUCCAUGGGUUCUCCCUGGCCCAGUGCCACAUAGAUUCAUCUGGAUCUUUGGUAUAAGCAACCUGCUGCUGUGGACCCACCUGAAUCCAUUAUUAUCAUUAUUAAUAUCAUUAUCAUCAAAGUGAUGACUUUUUUGUCUAGGUUUUUUUGGACAGAAGCCAUGCAAAACACAAUGUUGAGGCAGAGAUAACUGUAAAGCUCAUUUACAUUUGUGGACAGUGGGCAGGAAGAUUAAAAACAUGCUCCUAAAGUGAGAUGAAAUGUGUUGAAUAAAAAAAAACUACAAAUUGUUGUCUCAGAGGAUUAAAGUUGUCUAUAUCCAAACUGCAUUGGAGGCAAUGGAAAAUUGGAAUUGUUUAAAUGGACUAGCAGUUGUUGAGAGACCUGAUACUCUAGUGUUAUUAAAUUACUGUCUUGAAGCUGAAUUCCCCUUAAUUCCCCUUUAUUGAGACUUGUUAAACAUUCAUCUUAAGACGAUAUAACAGAAUAAGACAUGUCUUAAGUCUAAAAUCUAAACAAAAAAAAAAACAUUGCGAUUUGCAGCAGGUGUGAAGAGCUCCUUGACAAGGCAAGCUCAUUUUCUGGAAACGUGAUGUUAUAUAACAGGGCAAGUAAAGGUGAAACCACAAAGGACCUUUUGGUUCAUUUCUUAGAACAGCAAGGGGAAUUUUUGUUUUGGGUAAACUUCUUUGACCCCAGCAAGUGACUUUAUAGCUGAACUUUAAAGUCAGCCUCAACCUAGGGUUUUCCCCUAAAAGACAGGUUUCUAGGUUAUAGGGUAAGGGUGGAGACUUAAUGUGACCUAUAAAAAGGGCCUCAAAUUUCCCCUCGGGCUCUCGCGCAGAGUCCAACCAUAGGUUCCGAUUGGCUUGAUAUGGUUCUUUGGUCCUGAGACCUUCUGUGGGCAAUUGGUGAUAACUCUUCUCGGUGAACAAACCAGACUUGGGUCGCUACUACCUGUUGAGUUACAAGAGGCUUAUACUGCAAGUGGACAGGUACCUAACCAAUGGCUAUUUGAAGUUGUGGAGACCCAUGCUGGAAUCUUUGCUCACUGAUGGGAGCGUCAGCUGAUCAGGUUAAACAGUUUCUAUGGUCCAGGGGAGAGAGCUGAAUUUAACCAAAAGCUAUCUUUUGUGGUUUCACCAUUCUUAAUUUUGUUGUUGAUGUAUGUAAUACUCAAUGAAAUUGGCUGAGUCUAUCUAACUCAGGUUUUAUUUUUUUGAAUUUCUUGAGUGUGAUUUGGAAUUGAUAAUUUCGCUUAAGCUUUGAAAAAUAAAAACGUUUAUUAA